Messenger RNA from Pistacia vera, 1158 nucleotides. RefSeq names its product coiled-coil domain-containing protein 25-like. NCBI's taxonomy places the organism in Eukaryota, Viridiplantae, Streptophyta, Magnoliopsida, Sapindales, Anacardiaceae. The record is from RefSeq and is a predicted model, not a curated record. Bases 125 to 772 code for a protein of 215 amino acids. The transcript has 6 exons.
AAACACCAAAACCUAAAAAACAGAAGACUCAUUAUCUAUCGCCGAUCAGAGGAAGACUUUUAAAAGGGAAUUUUUUUAUAUCAAAGUCUCUGGUCUCAAUCGAAAGGGGCAAACAAGGAACAAGAUGGUGUUUUACUUCAAAGCCCGACCAGAGGCUGGCGAUUACACCAUCUUCAUGGGUCUCGACAAGUACGAGAACGAAGAACUCAUCAAAUACGGUUUCCCCGAAGACGUUUGGUUUCAUGUGGAUAAAAUGUCUUCAGCUCAUGUUUAUUUAAGAUUGCACAAGGGUCAGACUAUUGAUGAUAUAAGUGAAGGUGUUUUGGAAGAUUGUGCUCAGCUUGUCAAAGCGAAUUCCAUUCAAGGCAACAAGGUGAAUAAUAUUGAUGUUGUUUACACUCCAUGGUCCAAUUUAAAGAAAACUGCUUCCAUGGAUGUUGGCCAAGUUGGUUUCCACAAUUCAAAAAUGGUUCGCACUGUGAGGGUGGAAAAGCGGAUAAAUGAGGUAGUUAAUAGAUUGAACAAAACAAAAGUGGAAAGGAAACCUGAUUUAAAAGCUGAGCGAGAAUCAGCAAAUGCCGCAGAAAGAGCUGAGAGGAAACUCCAGCUGAGAGAUAAAAAACGGCGUGAGGAGAUGGAGAGGCUUGAAAAGGAGAGACAGGCAGAGAUAAGGAGCUACAAGGGAUUGAUGGUGUCCGACAAGAUGACAUCUAACAAACAGAUUGCUUCAGAAAGUAAGUCCUUGCAGGAACUGGAAGAGGACUUUAUGUAAGCACACGAGUGUCAAACUGCUUCGUAAGAGCAGGAAAACUUACUGCCAUAGAAAGAUGGAAUUUUCCAUUCAGAAUGUGAUGCUAGGCCUUCAGUUAUUUUCCCUUGUGAAUAAAUCACCUCGGUCCUAAAUGUGGAACUCAGAGGGUGCUAGUAACAAAAAGAUAUGCACAACCUGAAGAAAUGGGAUCAUUGAGGGGAGGUGAACUUUACUUAAAAAUAGACCAUUUGUUGUACUUUGAUGAUAUGAUGAAACAUGAUUUGCAUCAUUUAUUCAUGGUUAAUGAUUGAUAGCAUGUGUUUCUGUAAUCGCCUACUAAAAAAAUUGUUUCUGUAAUCAAAUUCUAUAAGGAAACUGAUCCUGCAGUUUGUUUUGUUUGUACUUAA